CUCCAUCACUGCACGCCGUGCCAACCAUACCGCCUAAACCUAGACUAGCAGGUGACAACUAGGCUACUGUGUAUCACAGUGUGUGUGAGAUAGAUAUAUACAUGGAUAGAUACAUGGGAAAGAGAGAGAGAAAGAGAGAGAGAGAGAGAGAGAGAGAGAGAGAGAGAGAGAGAGAGAGAGAGAGAGAGAGAGAGAGAGAAUUUCGUGCGCGUGCCUUGCAGUGGAAGUGCAGGAGAGCUGGUGUGCGUGUGUUGGAGAUACAGCGAGUGGGUGGAGAGAGAGGCAGCUCGUGCACUGUGCCGGUGUCUCUGACAGAUAGAAAAGCGAUAGGCGCUUAGGGGAAACCAACAGUGACUCGCUCAAAAAGACACAUCUAAAAAGAGCGGACCCCCGAGCGUCUGAGGCGGGACGGACACGGACACGGCUGAGGCGGAUUUGACACGGACACGGCGCUCGAGGAGCUCCCGGUUAACGAAUCAUCUCCCGCGAGAGAGGAUGUCUGAAGCAAUCGUCCCAGAAUCCUCAGGGCUAAGGUCAUGUGACGAGUUAUGCUCCUCCCCUCCGCCAUCCUCACCCCCCCUUGCCACAGAGGAGGAGUGUCACCAUGACAACAGAAAGGUGGAGCAGCAGAAACCAGUCAGUAACCAGGGGCAACCAGCCAGGAAGAGAACCAAGGCCAAAGGCAGGUUGGUGAGGAGCAUGGCUGUGUGUGAUGAGUCAUCCCCACCCUCCCCUGCUGACACCACCCAGGACAGCCAGAGCUCUGUUGAAGUCACCAUGCUGCCAGGUUGCCAUGACAAUGAGGAGGAAGAGCAGAGCAAAGAACCAAACGUGCCCACGUUAAUAAUCUCAGACACCAGUCAGGAAUACACAGACUCUACUGGGAUUGACCUGCACCAGUUUAUCAUCACCACCCUGAACAGCAACCCCAGGGACAGGAUGAUGCUGUUGAAACUGGAGCAGGAGAUGAUCGACUUCAUCACAGACAACGGUCCCUAUAAGAAAUUCCCUCACAUGUCUUCCUACCAUCGUAUGUUGGUCCACCGGGUAGCAGCCUACUUUGGCAUGGAACACAAUGUGGACCAGACUGGCAAAUCUGUCAUCAUCAACAGCACCAGUAACACACGCAUACCAGAGCAGAGGUUUAUGGACUAUGUCCAGGAGGAGAGAGGAGAGGAGAGUCAGUGGAGAACCAUACUGAAGAGAGACAACGCAGAAGACAACCAGGCAAGGCUUCACCCACUACGCGAGGAGAGGAGGAGCAAAUCAAUGGAGGAGAGAGAGGAGGAGUACCAGAGAGCUAGAGAAAGGAUCUUCAACCAGGAGGUACACACACACACAAACACAUACACACACACUCUCUCUCUCAUCUCUUAUCCUUUCUUCUGUCUUCCACAGCCUGCCUGUCCCCAGGAGACCAGGUCUAUAGAGGAUGGUAGCCCCCAUGCUGCGACCCAGAGAAGGCAGCUCUUUAGGGGUACCAGGGGUAACUCGGGCUCAAGCCGACAGAGCAGCACGGAGACUGACUACAGUCGCUAUAGUAACUGGAGCAGCACUGACUCAGGUCGCUAUAGCAACGACCCCCGACCCUGGAGCAGCACAGACUCAGACUCUGCCUACCAGAGGCCAAACCCCGCCCCCAAGGCCCGAACAGCCAAUCACAGCUGGGACGCACGAGAUGACCAUGCCCCCACCACAGGCUCCAACUACCUCACGGUGCCCAUUGAGAACGGGAUUCCACCAGGAAGUAUAUUACUGAACCCACAUACAGGCCAGCCCUUCCUAAACCCAGACGGAACCCCCGCCAUCUACAACCCCCCCGACCCCCAGCAGCCAACAAGAAGCCAGCCUCAGCAGCAGGCCCCUCCGCCGCAGCAGCCAAUGGCUGGCCACACCGUCCCCCAGGUGGUUCAAUAUUCGUCCGUCUCUUACCCUCCCCAGCAGUUGCAAUACUCUACGAGAGAGGACCUGUCGUCCCAGUUUGGUCACAUGACUGUGAGCUGUCAGUCAUUGGGGGAAGCUCCGCCUCUAUAUCCUCCCUUAGCCCCUCCCACACAGAGUUACGUCUAUACCGCCCCUCCCCCUCCUCACAACCCCCCCAGCUACUGUCAAUCCCCUCCAACUCAGGUGCCUGUGUAUUACUACUCUACUACUCAGUAUCCUACCUCAGCACCCCAAAGACCUGCCACACCUACCCAGGCCAUACAGCCUACAGGUUACUCUCCUGUCAUAGCCAAUCAGCAGCAGAGCUACCAGGGGAUGAUGGGUUUGCAGCCACCUCAGAGCCAUGCCCAAAGAUUGAUGGGUUCUUAUCCACCUGGCCCCUCUCAUCCAUGUGGUGUAACACAGGGUGGUGUGGGGGUGUCGUACCCCCAGAGUGGUCUCAUGUCGCUGGGUGAGGGAGGUUACUGCUGCAUGGUGUCUCCAACCUGUCCCCCUGGUCCCAUACCCCCUCCCCCUCUACACACCGGCUGCCAUGCCUCCAGCUGUAGCAACAUCAGCAGCCAGGGGUGGACGGGCAAAUACUGACACACACACCCACCCACCCUAAACUUACAUAAACCCCACACAUAUCCACACUUGACCUCCCUUCCCCCCCUACCUCUACUUGCACAACCCCACUGGACUGUGUUUAGAUUGAGAUGCAACCAGUGUUCAAACUGUUACACACACAGUAUACCACAGGCAAUGUAUUGUGCCAAAGCUGUAUCAGAGGUACUGUACUGAUUUAAAAGCAUAAUUUAUAUACUCCAGUUGAGUUUUGUAUGGAUAUGAAAUGAUUAUAUAUGAUGUAUUGUAGUGUUUGAGCAGAAUAAACUGAUGUGGCUGAUUUGACAUGUCACCUUUCUAA
This is a messenger RNA of Coregonus clupeaformis (lake whitefish), 2851 nucleotides long. RefSeq names its product cAMP-regulated phosphoprotein, 21 (gene arpp21). Gene Ontology annotation, cellular component: cytoplasm. The transcript is spliced from 18 exons. The record is from RefSeq and is a predicted model, not a curated record. Bases 496 to 2529 code for a protein of 677 amino acids. Lineage: Eukaryota; Metazoa; Chordata; Actinopteri; Salmoniformes; Salmonidae. Gene Ontology annotation, molecular function: nucleic acid binding.